Molecule: messenger RNA, 1354 nt
Organism: Symbiodinium necroappetens
Lineage: Eukaryota; Dinophyceae; Suessiales; Symbiodiniaceae
Source: the annotation of a GenBank genome assembly
AUGCCUGAUGCAGAGAAGAAGACCGUCUUCCAACGCGGGCUAACCACGGCCUGUGAAGAAGCGCAGUUCCCUCAGCAGCUGGCCGUGGUAGAGAAGGAAGGCAAGCAGUUCUACGUGGACUUUCAAGAAGCCCUGGGCAGCGCGCACGGGAGGGUCAACGUGAAAGCCAUGAGUCCUGAGAUCAAGGCUGAUGUCAUAAAUGGAUGCAGACAUCUACUCCAAAAGGAAUGGAAAGACAGCCUCUUGCAGAAGGUGCUUUCGACGCCGAAAGGCGGUCGAGCCUCGGAUGUCGAUUUCGGGAAGCUGAUCUGCGGACCGAAGAUGUCCGCCGUUUGCGACGAAGAGGAGGAGAGCGACGGGGACCGUGAAGAGGAUGAGCCGCAAAUUCUGCUGGUUUCUGCUGUCGGAGCCGCAGUCCAGCUUCUGGUGCAACUGGUUGCGUUUCCUUUGGCCUUCCCGGGGCAUGUGCAUCCAGACGUUCUCAGGGAAGGGCUAAAUGAGUUGAUGGGGCGGAAGCUGUCGUCCGUGCCGUGGAUUGCCUUCACCUACUGGGUGUGCAACAUCAUCUUCAGUGUCUCGGCCCUGCGACUGGUCAGAAGAGCUUCGGCCUCGACGGUGGUCUUGGCGAACGUCGCAGCGCUUCCACUGAGCGCCCUGGUUUUUUGCUGCCCGCUUCCUUUGCUGAAGCCACAGCAAUUUCGUUGGACCUUUGCCAUGAGCCUUCUGUUGGUCGCCGGAGGCAAUCUGUUGUACGGACCGGAUCCCAGCGGGGUCGAGCAGGAGGAGGAGGAGGUGCAAUUGAGGGGCAGUGCUGCGCAUGUGCUGUGCAUGUUCCCCUUGGACCUGGCUCGGGCAGCGACAAGAGGAGAGCAACGGGUCGCCAUGGCGGAGCUUUCCUUCCUUAGGAUACUCAAAUUCAUGUUGGGACCACCAGGCGUCCCAAUAUUCCUGGUGCUGAUGUUUGACGCCAUCCUGGCAAUGAUUGUGUUGACAGUUGUCCUGCUGAUCUUACCAAAGCGCGUGCUUUCCAAGUCGAAACUGGUUCGGACGGCUCGCAACAAGUUGCUUCGGUUUCUCUCCAGGAUGGUCGAGUUGUCGAUGCAGGGACCGGUCGCUCUUCUAGUUGUUUGGCUCGGACGCAAAGUCUUCCGAGGCAGACUGGAUUCUGUGCCGAAGCCGCCUCAUGGCGUUAGCCCGAAAGCUGAAGGCACCUAUGACGUGUCUGUACAGUUCUCACCAACGAGGGUAUGGAACCCGUUCCACCAGGAAACGUACGUGGUGGCAUUCCGGAAGGAAGGCGUAAACUGGUUGGAGCGACCGUUCAAGCCGGGCGAGAAUCUCGAAGACAUGAGUG